AUGGAAUGGACGCGUGGGCUGAACUGCUCGUCGCAGUUCAGCGGCUUCUGCGACGGCGACGUCGUCGAUCCACGCAAAAUGUGGGAUAAGACGGUGGCGGCCAAUCAACAGCUGCUGAACAUUGUGAAGGAGCGGGAAACGCGCGCGACUGCGGCGGCGGCGUUGUUUCGCGGACGCCAUUUUGCGCUACUGCGGGAGCUGGCGGCGGCAGAGGCGGAGGUGGCGGCGUUGAACGCCCGCAGCCGAGACCUCGUCGCCGCGCUUAGGGAAGCCCAACUCCACGGCGCCGGCCAGGCGCAACAUAUCGACAACACACACGCGAUGGGCAACGUGCGGACGCACCCCGCCGCCGCUGAUGAUGAUAAUGCCGCCGCGGAGGGCGAAUAUGCGCAGCUGCUCCAGCGCCUCACACACACGGGACGGUUGCGGGAGGAGCUGCAAGUGGAGGUGCGGCAGCUGCAGUCGACGUGCGAGGCGGCCCUGCAGGAGCGCGCCGUGCUGAUGCAGUCGCUGAAGGCGCAGGAGGAGGCGCUGGAGCCGCUGCUGCGCGAUGCCGACGACCUUGCGCGUGGGGUGGCGGAGGUUCGGGAGACGUUGCGCACGUACGCCGGCGACGCCGCGGGGGCGGGGCGGGGCACGCGGCAAGGCCAGGCAGCGCUGCUGGAGGGGGUGGUCGCAUGGGCGCGCGAGGAGGAGCGUGCUGUGCAGCGCGUCACCGCCCUCCUCAGCGACUUCAUUGGUGUGGAGGACAAGAGCCUCAAAACGGCGACCUCCGGGCGGCUGCGGAGCGUCGAUGGGGCGGUGCGGUUUUACCAAACGUGGAAUGACGCCUUGGCGCGGGCCAGCGGCGACUUUGCACGCGAGAUGAAUGGGCGGCGCGCAGGGCUUUACGCCCGUGUUGAGGAGCUGCAGCGAUUCAAGGCGCACAAUUCACAAUUGGAGCCGAAUGCCUGA
Messenger RNA from Trypanosoma rangeli, 954 nucleotides. RefSeq lists its product as uncharacterized. The coding region runs from base 1 to 954 and encodes 317 amino acids. NCBI's taxonomy places the organism in Eukaryota, Euglenozoa, Kinetoplastea, Trypanosomatida, Trypanosomatidae. The transcript has a single exon. The record is from RefSeq and is a predicted model, not a curated record.